CAUCACUGACUGCAACAUAGUGAUAGCACCGAGGCUGCUUCCACUCGGGAAUAGCAUCAUAAAAGCUCCCAGAUGGCGUCAAACACGAGAUCACGGAUCCAGGCUCCGGCUGGGCGAAUAUACGGCUCAUCGCCAGCUCCACAGCAAGCACAGUUUCCCGCCCGACGCCGCGUAGUCAAGACGUACGGCCGCAAAAGCAAAACAUCCUCGGCCCGCGCACUGCGACAGCAGACCUUGACCCAAAUCGACUAUGUGAGGCCGCCCGGGUCAGGAGACGACGCCGAUGCCUUGCUUGUCGACAAAAAACGUUCCCAGAAGCGCAGAAAGACGAUGGGCGACACGCCCAACUCGUCAUUUCACACCCAGACUCUUACACAGUUUCUCUCCGGGGGAGGCGCCGGCGCUAGGGACGAUGACGACAUGUUGCUGAUUAAGGACUCGGAAGACGAAGAAGACGAAUCCGCAGGCGGGGGUGACGAUGGCGGCAGCGAUGGUGAGGCCGAGGGCGGUCUACUAACAUUUUCGUCUGGCGCUACCUUGGGCAAGCGGAACGCAGGAGAGGAACCACGCGCUGGACGGCCCUCGUCGGCGCCACAGACACCGUCUCACAAGAGGAUCAAAGUCAACCUGGAUGAGAUUCCCUCCUCUCAGCCAACCCCUUUUACCCCAAUGUUGGACAGAUACAGUCCAAUGCCAGGCAGGUCGCCCCUUGAAGAGAAAUCGACCAACAUCAAUGCUCCGUCGCCCAUACUGGAGUCCAUGUCCAAGAGACCCCGGAACUCGGUGAUUCAAGACUCAUAUAGUCCCGGUAGCCGUCUCUCGUCAUCUCUACCCGCAUCAUCGCCAGUUAAGGAGACCCCCUCCAGGAGACCGUAUCGCCAGCCACUUGCAGAAAUUCCAAUGCCAAGUUUUGAUCUCGGCGACAAUUCUGUCUUGCCCAGAGCAAAUACAUUCACAAGACCUCACACAGGGGAUAUGGAGGCUGUCUUUGGGGAAAUACCCGAUUCAGACGAUGAACUCGACGCUUUCAGUCCCUCACCACUUAAAGCCAGUUCCGUCCAUCAAACAUCUCAGCUACCUCUAAACGCAACCCAGAAUUCCCGCCAUGUGUCAGCCCUCAGCCGAAUUCUAACCGCCGGCGAGUCCAUAGAUACGUCUACAAGCAACGUCGGUGCCCCUACCACACUGACCCCGGCCCCGCGAGUUCAGAUGCAACCCGUAUCUUCCAGUGCCAGGGAGGCCGGCGGCGAACCUGCUUCACCAACCACAGCCAUUCGGCGAGUCCAACUGCAGCUGCCAUCUUCAAGUUCCAGAGUUGUUGCGGGUCCUAGUACGCCGACUCUGCCCCCUCGCCGAGUGCAGAUAGAACUGCGUCAAUCGACUCCCGGCGAGGUGUUUGAAGAGACGCCACGGCCGCUCCGGAAAAUGGCGUCCCCAUCUCUUCCGCGGCACACCCAAGGCAAGCUUCAAGGCAAAUCUCAGAGCAGGUCUCAGGCACGAUCUCAGUUCUACAGCCAAGGCUUGGAGAGCCAAAGAGUUCCUCUAGAGGUCAUUCGCUCCUUGGGCCCGCAGACGGACCGCUCGGAUAUUCUCAUCUCAAUUCACCCAGAACCCGCGGAUGCGAUUGUCGAGGGCACGAAAGACCACGAGUUCCGUAACUACAAGUUCCCGUUGCAGGUUUGCCGCUGCUGGAUUUAUGUUACACGCCCAGUGGCCGAAGUCAGGUAUAUGGCCGUUCUAGGGCCCGCAGAAGAACCGGGACAGAUCGACAGUGAAAGUGGUAUCGGCAACGCAGAGUUCAACGAGGGCACAUUAGGCUUCAACUUCGCGCACAAGUUGGUGCAGGUGUACGAGCUCAACAACCCGGUUCCCCUGGCAUCUAUGAAGGACAAUGGGCUCGGAGAUAACCCGCCCCAGAAAUACAGAUACGUACCGCCGGCCAUUGUGGGUCAACUUCUGGCGAACCUGCGUUGUGCUCUCUUCGCCGGUGGGGACGAAGACGACGAGGCAGGUCUAGAAGAAUGGGACGAAGACGGACUGGGCGGUGUGAGCAUCUCACAGGAACUCGAAGAACAGAUUCGCAGCGAUAUAAUUCAAUCGACACAGAUGGUGCCGUCAUCCUCGCAAACGGGCCUGGGGCGCGAGCAUGUGAUCCCAGCAAGCCAAGAACCGAUUCAGACGGUGGCCAAAAAGUUUCCAUCGGCAAUAGUUACUACUGCUGUUAAUGCGGCGACUGCGACACCUGGAGGAGUUUUCGCACGACCAGCGUUACUAACUGCUAGGACAAGAUCAAGCAGCCGUAUCCGGAGCCAGGAGCAGCACCAACAGCAGAGGACAACGCCAUCUCGCAAGGCGGCCGUGAUUUCUCCUUUCCGGCCGUCUCAGGCAACGACCGCAAGCGGACCGUCAAGCCCUAGCCCUGCAGUCUCCGAGACGGGAGGGGAGGAGGAAGGCAGGGAAGAUACAUUGUCUGCCCCGACAAGGCCGAUGCCCGGUUCAAGUGGAUCAUCUCUACUUCUGAUCAACAAUGAGGCAGACGAGGACGGCGGAAGUUUAGUCAGACUCCCUUCCGGAGCCAGGGGCAUCAACCUGUCGUCGCAAGUAAUAAUGCCAGACAGUUUAUUGGUAGACGACGUCAGGCAACCGCCGGUCAUUUGGGGCUCGGAAGAAGACAUAGACGACGAUGAGAUUGAGUGGUGAAAAGUAAUGCGAUGAUGAUUUGGCUGAGGUUCCGGGGCCGAUAUGGGCCGCGCUAUCCCUGGCUUCUUACUAUAUGGGGGUGGCGCCCAGAACCCGGGAUCCACGGAUCUAAAUAUUCUACAGGCUC
Messenger RNA from Lasiosphaeria miniovina, 2827 nucleotides. RefSeq lists its product as uncharacterized. The record is from RefSeq and is a predicted model, not a curated record. Bases 73 to 2700 code for a protein of 875 amino acids. NCBI's taxonomy places the organism in Eukaryota, Fungi, Ascomycota, Sordariomycetes, Sordariales, Lasiosphaeriaceae. The transcript has a single exon.